CGCCGGGGAGCUGCGCACCCGCGUAACCGUCGCCGAGGAGCAGACAGAGAGCCGCCCCAUGCCUGCGCACUUGCUGCAGGAGGAGGAGUUCUCCUCCGCUUCCAGCACCACCAUUGUCGGCACAGUCACCUCCCGGGUGACCAGGAAUGGGAAUGCUGUCAUGGAGAAGGACUUACUCAAUCAUGAGGACUUGGCAGGAGACCGGGGCAUGGUAGACGAUAUGUUUGAUGAGACCUACCAGGAGAAAGAGGGCCCCAAGCCCCCCAUGCGAUACGUCUGGAGGAACAUCAUCCUCAUGAGCCUGCUGCAUCUAGGGGCUAUAUUUGGGUUGAUGCUGAUACCUUCUGCCAAGGUCCAGACAUUGGCAUGGGCCGUUCUGUGUUUCCUGGUGAGCGCUCUGGGGAUAACAGCUGGAUCUCACCGCCUCUGGAGCCAUCGGUCCUACAAAGCCACGCUGCCCCUGCGGAUCUUCUUGACUAUUGCAAACUCCGUGGCCUUCCAGAAUGACAUCUAUGAGUGGGUCCGGGACCACCGCGUCCAUCACAAGUUCUCCGAGACAGACGCGGACCCACACAAUGCCAUGCGGGGCUUCUUCUUCUCCCACAUCGGCUGGCUGCUGGUGCGCAAGCACCCAGAUGUCAUAGAGAAGGGCCAGAAGCUGGACCUGAGUGACAUGAAGGCUGACAAAGUGGUGAUGUUCCAGCGAAGAUACUACAAGCCCUCGGUCGUGUUGCUGUGCUUCCUGCUGCCCACUGUAGUGCCCUGGUACUUCUGGGAUGAAUCCAUCAUCAUCAGCUUCUUCAUUCCAGCCAUCCUGCGCUACACCAUAGGGCUCAAUGCCACUUGGCUGGUGAACAGUGCUGCUCACAUGUUUGGCAACCGGCCGUAUGAUCAGCACAUCAACCCACGGGAGAACCCCCUGGUCAGCCUGGGGGCCCUAGGAGAAGGCUUCCACAACUACCACCACACCUUCCCCUACGACUACUCCACCAGUGAGUUUGGCUGGCGCUUCAACUUAACCACGGCCUUCAUCGACCUCAUGUGCCUCUUGGGGCUGGCCAGCGAUCGAAAGAAGGUCUCCAAGGAGGUCAUCCUGGCUCGGAAAAUGCGGACUGGAGAUGGGAGUCACAAGAGUGGCUGAGUUCCUGCUCCCCUUCACACACACAUCCACACCUCUCCUUCCUCCUUUUUUCUCCCUUUCUCCCUUCCUGACCCCUCCAAACACGCUGGACAAAGGUUUAAUGUUCUGUUUACUAACUACUGAAUAAUGCUAUCAGUUUGCUUAAGAUAAUGAUAAUGAGUUUUAACUCCCCCCCCCUUCCCAUGCUGUAUUUUACAUGAUGUAUUUAAGAUCUAGGACUCUGCCGUUAUAACGCAAGGCCAUGCCUUUUCCUCUUCUCCUUUUCCUUU
This is a messenger RNA of Eurypyga helias (sunbittern), 1410 nucleotides long. It is a transcript of the gene SCD, whose product is annotated as stearoyl-CoA desaturase (delta-9-desaturase). Bases 59 to 1141 code for a protein of 360 amino acids. NCBI's taxonomy places the organism in Eukaryota, Metazoa, Chordata, Aves, Eurypygiformes, Eurypygidae. Gene Ontology annotation, cellular component: endoplasmic reticulum membrane. The transcript has 6 exons. Gene Ontology annotation, biological process: unsaturated fatty acid biosynthetic process; response to fatty acid. The record is from RefSeq and is a predicted model, not a curated record. Gene Ontology annotation, molecular function: iron ion binding; stearoyl-CoA 9-desaturase activity; palmitoyl-CoA 9-desaturase activity.